UUUUUUUCAUCAAAUUAAUCUAUGAAUAAAUAAUAAGAUCAGUUGUUUUUGUAUUUGCACAUGAAUUGUAUUAAGAUGAUUAAAAUUAUUUUUAGGUGGUCCAGCGUUUGGUUUAGUUUGCGGUAUAAUUAGUGUAUUUGUUUUAAAUCAAAUAAAUAAUGAACUUGAAGUUGAAAUAACAAUAACAUUUGGUCUUGCUUAUCUUAUAUUUUAUAUAGCUGAUGUUGAAAUUGGUGUAUCAGCUGUUCUUGCUCUUGUUGCAAUGGGUUUAUAUAUGAGCAAAUAUAAAUAUUGUAUUAGUAGUAAUGUUCAACCUGUUAUGGCAAGUGUUUGGCGAAUUACAACAUAUUUUAUUAAUAUUCUUAUAUUUACAGUUACGGGUAUUAUUCUAGCUAAAUCAUUUAUUGGUACAGCUAGUAGUAUAACAUCGAAAGAUUUUGGAUAUUCAAUUAUUUUAUAUAUUAUUAUUCAUAUUGGAAGGAUAGUAUUGAUUAUUGUUUUAUAUCCAUUAAUAAAAUGUACGGGUGUACAUUUAUCUUGGAAAGAGUGUAUAAUUUUAGCAUGGAGUGGUUUACGAGGUAGUAUGGCUCUUAUAUUAGUUCUUAUUGUUAGUUUGGAUACAAAAAUUGAUUUAAUUAUACGAGAUCGUUUUCUUUUUCAUGUAUCAAUGAUUGUAUUACUUACUUUAAUUAUUAAUGGGACUAGUAGUAAAUUCUUGGUGAGAAUUUUAGGUUUACAUCAUGGUACAAAAGAAAGUGAUAUUGUUCUUUUACAAGCUCUUGAACAUAUGCGAAGACAAACAUCAUGGAAAUUAUCACGAAUGAAACAAGAUGAAAAAUUUUCUGAUGUCGAUUGGAAAAUGUUAAAUGAAUAUUUACCUCAUAAAUUAUUAGAAGAAUUAGAUGAAGAAAAUAAUACAACUAUACAUCGACAAUUAUCAACAAAUACUGAUCAUGAUCUUCCAAUAUCUUCUAAUAGAAAUAAUCAUAAUGAAUAUGAAUUACUAACAAUUCCAACUGUGUAUCAAACAGAUUCAUUACCAGUUACACCAGUAAUUCGAAAUAAACAUCAUAAUGAUGAAGAUACAUUAUUACCUAUAGUUAAUAUUCGAAAUCCUAAUGAUGAACAUGAUAAAAAUAUUCGAAAUGAAUUAAUUAUUCGAUUUUUAACAGCUAUGUCACAUGAUUAUGAAAAACAAUGGUAUCUUGGAAUGAUUCGUCGUCAAACUCUUGAUAUUCUUAUCAAAUCAAUUGAACAAGCCAAACAUAAAUGUUCACUUCAAGUUCACUGGAAAUUAAUUGUGGAGAAUUUUCAAUUAACUAUUUUUCUUCGUUUUCUUAUGAAAUUUAAUUAUUUUAAUUUUAUUAAUCAAUGGACCAAUCAAUUAUUAUUUAAUCAUAUUUUUCAAACAAUUGAAUUAAUGUUAAGUUUUCAUUCUAUGGAAACACGAAUGGAUAAUAUUCGAUUAAAUUUUCCUGAAUUAGCAAAUAUAAAUGAACGAAUAAUGAAUGAAGUAUGUAAAGAAGUAAAAAUGUAUCAAUUAAAUGCAAUGCAUAUUCUUCUUGAUUUACAACAAUCUUAUCGACUUUGUUGGAUACUUCAAAUGACAAGACGAUGUGCUCAAAUGCUUUUGAAAUAUGAAUCUGUUGCAAUAAUACAAUUAUAUGAAACUGGAAUGUUAGAAGAAAAUGAAUAUUCUCAUAUAUUAGAAUUAAUUGAAAAUAAAUUAUUUGCACUUGAAUAUGGAAAUGUUAAAUUAUUAAAAAAUCAAAAACGUAUUCUUGAAAAUCCUUUUGAUUUUAUACCUUAUUUUAAAUCACUUUCUCCAAUCGAAAAAGAUAAAUGGAAAUGUCAGAUGAAAUCAAAAUAUCAAUGGUUUCAACCAGGUACUAUUCUAUUACAAAAACAUCAACGAGUAUCAAAUGCAUAUUUAAUUGUUCGUGGUAUUGUUCAAUGUAAAGAUGAUAUUAUGCCUAUUUAUUACAAAUGCGGUAGUAUAGUUGGAAUUGAUGCAUUAUUUACUGAACAAUCUUUAUCACAUGGAGUUUAUACUGCACAUGGUGGACUUGUUGAAACAUAUUUAAUUGAUAAAUUAUUAUUAAAUGUAUUUUUAUCUGAUGAGAAAUUAUCUCGUUCUAUUUAUAAUGAAAUAGCAUUUCAUAUGAUAAUGAAUAAUUAUCGAAAAUCUUUAAAUUUAACUCCUCCACAAUUAAAAAUGCUUCUCAAUGAAAAAGCAAUAUUUUAUAAGAAUCAAUCAGAUUCUUCAAUUCAUCUUGAAACAAAUCAAAGGUUAUUUCUUUUAUCAGGAGCAAUAAAACAAUAUGUAAAUGAAGGAGAAACAAUUUUAAAUUCUAUACAUCUCAAUAUACUUGAUACACCAGUCAUGUAUAAAUUAAAUUCAUCAAGUAUUAUUUAUACAUGGUCAUCAGAUGAUGAAGUUUAUUGUUCAAAUAUUAAAAAAUUUAAAAUAAAUUUUUCUAAUGAAAAUAAUCAAAUUAUCUCUGUUGAACCAUUCUAUCCACUUUAUUUAGGAAACUCAAUUGAAUUUACUCCACGACGUCAUUCAUCAUCUAUGACACGUCCAAUAGAAAAUCCCAGUCAUUUCCAAUUAAUACCAUCAGAAAUCGAAGCGAGCAAUAGAUUAAAAUCUCCAACUGAAUUUGUUACAUUCUAA
This is a messenger RNA of Adineta steineri, 2674 nucleotides long. The record is from the annotation of a GenBank genome assembly. NCBI's taxonomy places the organism in Eukaryota, Metazoa, Rotifera, Eurotatoria, Adinetida, Adinetidae.